Brienomyrus brachyistius is the source of this 2992-nucleotide messenger RNA. RefSeq lists its product as uncharacterized. Bases 177 to 2192 code for a protein of 671 amino acids. Gene Ontology annotation, biological process: linoleic acid metabolic process; lipid oxidation. The record is from RefSeq and is a predicted model, not a curated record. The transcript is spliced from 15 exons. Lineage: Eukaryota; Metazoa; Chordata; Actinopteri; Osteoglossiformes; Mormyridae. Gene Ontology annotation, molecular function: protein binding; iron ion binding; oxidoreductase activity, acting on single donors with incorporation of molecular oxygen, incorporation of two atoms of oxygen.
AUCAGGAAGGUGGACAUCCCCCCCAGAAGCUACGUGGCUAUAUAAGUGAACCUACGAAACGGAAGCUAUACAGCGAUCAGGAAAAUAGCCCGAGGUGUAGACAGCCGCUAUCUCCCGAAUUAUUUCGGAUCAUCUUUCAAACAGCAGACCAUACACCAGCAACUAUACGAGCUCUGAUGGAGGAGGAGUACCGGGUCACUGUGAGGACGGCGAUGACCCCAAACGCUGGUUCCUAUGGUACAGCCCAAGUGACGCUCCUCGGUACCCAGGCAGUGAGCCCGACUGUCUCUGUGGGCAAUGGGAAGCAGCGACUGACACCUGGUUCGGAGUGUGUCAUCACUAUUAGGACGAAAGAGUCCCUUGGAUCCGUAGCAUUGGUGCGCCUGUGUCUGGAGGGCCGGUCUGGCUUCCCUGACUUAGACUGGUUCUGCCAGGGAGUGGAGGUGGCAGCACUAUCCUCUGCUCGCAAAAGAAGGCGGCAUAUAGAAUAUUUCCCCUGCAGUAAAUGGCUGCGGACAGCAGAUGGCAGCAUCGUGCUGUGGAGUAGACGAGUUUGUAUCGUGAAUUUGGAAACUGUAAAUGUGCUGAAAGAUCACAGAGUUCAGGAACUGCAGAUCAAGCAGAAAUAUUUUAGGUGGAGCACUUUUGCUGAAGGUCUCCCACAUUGUGUGGACAUGACAAGCGUGAACCAACUUGGCCCAAACAUGAGCUACAUGCGUCAAAGCCCAGGUUCCAAUCUGCUGUAUCUCAGAGGGUUUGGGGAGAUGGCAUGUUCCUGGUCUAGUCUGGAGGACAUGGAGAUACUGUUUGCUCAUAACAGUCAGGGGAAGACCACUGCCAAGUAUGUCCAUGAUCACUGGAAGGAGGACUCCUUUUUUGGCUAUCAAUGCCUCAAUGGCUGCAACCCUCUCAUGCUUCAUCGGAUCCAACACGUCCCACCCAACAUGUCUAUCACACCUGAAAUGCUCCACCCUUUCCUGCCUGAGGACUCCUCAUUGGAGCAGGAAAUAAAGCUAGGAACUAUUUUCCUCCUUGAUUACAAAUUGCUGGAAGGUGUCCCACCUAACACAAUCAACGGGAAACAGCAGUACCUAGCAGCCCCUCUCUGCCUUCUACACUGUGACCACCAGGGGGUGCUAAAACCAAUUGCAAUUCAGGUGCAACAAACUCCCGGCCCUCAAAAUCCAGUGUUUGUUCCCUCUGACCCUGAAUUGGACUGGCUGCUGGCGAAGACCUGGGUUCGCUGUGCAGACUUCCAGUGCCACCAGCUGAUUUCUCAUUUCCUGCGCACCCACAUCCUGGGGGAAGUUGUCUGCAUCGCCACCCUCAGGCAGUUCCCAGAAAUACACCCUUUAUAUCAGCUUUUGAUGCCACAUAUCUGGUCCACUCUGCAAAUCAACAUCCAGGCGCGGAUGUCCCUCCUGGCUUCUGGCGGAGUCUUUGACAAGUCCAUCGGCUGCGGCCUGAAGGGGAUUCCGGUUUUGCUGCGGAAUGCCACGCAGCAGCUGAGCUACCGUUCUCUCUGUGUCCCAGAUGAUUUGGAAGACCGGGGCGUAGGUUCACUGCGCCAGAGCUACUACGCACAGGAUGCCCUGAGAGUGUGGGCCAUCCUCCACAGCUUUGUGUCUAACUGGGUGGACCUGUACUAUGACAGCAACUGCAAGGUCAAACAGGACGUGGAGUUACAGAACUGGAUUCGGGAGAUCUUCACACAUGGUUUUCUGGAACUCAGUCAGUCAGGAAUUCCACAGUCAUUCCAGACUAAAAUGGAACUCAGCAAGUUUGUUACCAUGAUUAUUUUCUCCUGCUCAGCAUUGCAUGCUGCAGUCAACUUCUCCCAGCUGGAAUUUAGCCUGUGGAUGCCGAACAGCCCGACAACUAUGAACCGCCCUCCACCCCAAUCCAAGGGAUCCGUAACCAUGGACGACUUCCUGUCCAUCCUGCCAGAUGUCAACGUCACAUGCAGUGUCCUGACUACCCUAUCUCUGCUAUCCCAACCAGGAGCAGACUUUAUCCCUCUGUGCCAGUACCGUGAGGAGCACUUCAGCAGUGAUGCCCCCCGCAGGCUGGUAGAAGUACUGCAGAGGGAACUGAACUCUCUUUCUGCAGAGAUAGCAGACCGAAACAGCCAACUGGAGCUCCCAUACCCUUACCUUUCUCCAGACCGCAUUGAGAACAGCGUGACCAUCUGAGACACAAAUUCCAGUGUCUUGACAGAAGUGCCAGUGAAGCUUUGCAUCCAGUUUCCACUAUUCAUUUGAACUACUUAAAUACCUUUUUUAAGAGCUUUUUCUAUGUUUUUUUAUGCUGUAUUGUUUUAUAAGGCUGCACUUCAAGUGAAUUGGCUGCACUGCAAAUGAAGUGCACUGAAUACGACUGAAUCGCACUUAUGCGAUACACGUCAUAUUAAUUUUAGCAGAUGAUUUUCUGCCUUUAACCUGCAUUAAAAGGACAUAACUCUAUAAAAGCAUUUUGCCGUUUCUUUCGACAUUCAAAGUUUGUCACUGUGGUAGGACAAUAACGUGCAUAGCGACUUUCCAUAAACCAUGUAAUGUAAAGAAGACAACUAUAUUAGCGAUAUGCAACACCGCUACGGAAUAAGUGGUGCAAAAGCAAAAAGUAGCGAUUAUUCAUUUUUGUUGGACCGAGUAAUGUACAGGAUAGAAAUGGGAGUAUUGCACGUUGCAAUAUUCAUAUUUUUCGUAUCCAUUAUUAUUGAUCAUUGAAAUUAAUUUACCCUGGAAGUGCAAUAUUGUUGAAUGAGCAGCAGCUAGUAGCAGCUGAGUAAAGGAACAUAAAGACAGCGUGUAUAUACAGCAUGACCAUGAUAAAGAGCUAAACAAGGGAGCAGUUGCUUUUGUAAAAUAAGAGCGGAGGUGGUAUGACUGGGGAAUCGUUUAUAGUAAUGGUUACGACAUGUUUGUAUCUUUAAGUUGGCAUUAACUCACAAGCUAAUAAAUAGGUGAGAACUGGCAGAUGCUACUGAGCCUGU